AUGGUAAACGGCAUUUUAACUGGGACUCUUUUGUCAUCUGAGGACACUGCUUUCCAGAUGGAUGUUUUGGCUCAAUGCAACAAUCUCCUUGUCAUCGGCGCGGUUCUGUGCAGCAUGUAUGCAGCUAGCUACAAUAGAUGCUUCGAGUAUUCUAAAAUGGCCACGACGAAUGAUAUUGAUGCUAAAGUUAAGAGAAGGAAAGGUAUGUUGAUAAUAUUAUUGCAAAGGUAUAGCAACCUCAGAAAUAAUUUUCCGAACGGGUCAGGAAGGAAAGACAUAAAGUCUAUUUGUGUAGCUGCUUCGUGCGCCUUUUUUGGUGCUCAGCUUUCUGAAAGUAAUAUCGAUACGGAUUUUAAAGCUGUAGAACACUGUAAAUUAUCUGUUAAGUCCCCCUACCAUCUCACUUAAUAUUAUGCACUGAUAAUAAAUGAUACAUCGUAACCAAUCACGACUGUAAAACUUUGUGAGGACUGAUCUGGCAUGGUUUAUUCAUCAACUGGAAGCUUGGAUUUCAUUGUGAUCUACUUUAUAUUCUAUGUCUUUAUGGUGUAUUGAUACCACUGUCUCUUUGAAAUUACCUACCCACCUGUCAAAUAACUCCCCCGUCUCCUUUAAGGCCCCUCCUCAAAUGGGUUUGAAAUAUAUAGGCCUCCUAGUCGGGGAUUAUACAGCAACUAUGGUCGCUGUUCUGUAAGGCAAACAUGACCUUAUAUCCUGAGAAAAAAAUGUUAAAUCAACAUGCAUGGUUGAAUAUCACUGAAGAGGACCAGUACGAUAUUCAGAAUAGAAAGGUGCAAGAUUACAUAUUUAUAUUGUUUGAGAAGGGGUUGGAAUUUUUUACUGUAGUGUACCUCAAAAGUUAUUGUAGUGAAACAACGUCAGUGCAGGAUUUUAUUUGUCAAAACAGUUUAAUAAUAUUACUGAUUUUCUUUCACGGGAAACACCAAGUGACCUAGCAAAACUGCUUGAGCAGCGCAUGAGCUUGGAUAGGCGUCGUUUGCAGGAGGGAUUCCUACUAUAUGUAAGCCUAGUAACUCUUCAGAAGUACAACCUAUGGGAACAAGUUCCAGCAAUUCCAUUUGAUAGAAAUGAGAUGGUGGAACUGGUAACUAGGGAGUUCAAUAUUGCAUUUAUCAAGAGAUGGGGAGGUGAGCAAUCUUGACAAAUAAUUCUGAUAGCUGGUUCAAAUUGUUUGUGUGUUUUUAAUAAUAGUUAAAAGCCAGGUACCAUUACUUUAUAGCUUAAAACACUAAAAUUUUAAUUUGUUUUAAUGUUAUUCAUAGAUCACAUUAAUUUUGUGAAACUGCUGGUUGUAAGACAAUGUUGGUGUGAGAUGGAAAUAUGAAGAAUGCCAGACAAGUAUGUAUGGUCAAAGAUGUUGCUGAACUGCCUUUUUCAUCAAUCAGUGGUAGUAUUGUUGUUGGUAAGUGUAUUUGACAAUAAUCAUUGAAGAGAUGGAAUUUUAUGUGUGAUGAUUGUAUAAGAACCACUAGUGAUUGAAUCACAGUGCCCAUUGAUUUAACAAUAAUUAUUUUCUCAACAACAGAGCCCUGAAGUACGUCAUUUUGUUUGAAUAAGAUGUAUUUCCCUGGGCUCAAUCCUAUGAAAAUUUAUAAUAAUGUAUGGAAUAGAAGAAAACAGCACAGGUACAGGUGUUAUUAAUAAUGGGUGUAAUAAAUGAAAAAUAUUCAUAUACUUCUUUAUUAAUGCUGUGCUGUUUGAAGGAUUUUUCAAAAUGCUGUGUUAUUUCAAUUUGAUUAAAAUAGGUUACAAUGUACCCCUCUUUGACAAUUAAAGGUGAAAAAAUGAUACAAGACUAUUGUGACAUAGUGUGUAGUACAAAACAUUUAGUAACAACAGGUCACUCAAAUCAAUAGAUAAUAGAAAAUGUUAAUGAUGUAAAUGUUAAGUUAAAAAUGGAAACAUAUGUAUGUUGCAUUUUAGAAUAUUUAAAUAUGCUUUAAAAUUAUUAGGUUGCCAGAACACAACAGCUAGAGGAUCUAGAUAUUGUUCACAGCAUUGUGCAACAGCAGUUACAUUCCGUGAUGACUCAGAUGAAAGCAACAAUCGCCAGAUGACUGAUAAUAGUGAUCAACCGGGUGCUUUAAUCACUAGAACUUUGAAUGAAAAGACCACAAGACAAGGGGUGUUAUACGAAAUAUACUUAUCUAUUAUAGACAUGCUGUGCGCAAACUCCCAUUAAAAGAUUGUGUUAAUAAUCUUUCCAAAGCUAAAUUAUUUAGAUAAAAAUUUGCAAGAUAUUAUUUAAUUUCCAUUUUCUAGUCAAUAUCUUUCUUUUAACCCUGGUUCAGGGUUGCCAUGGAUGGCAAAAACUCGGGGAAAAACGAAAAUUGUUCAAGGUCAGGGAAAAGGCAGGGAUUUUUUAAAAAGUCAGGUCAGGGAAAAUCUUUGAUAUUGUCAAAGUCAGUGAAAAGUCAGGGAAUUCUGUUUUCCUGUUUAUAAUUCAUAAGUUUUUUCAAGCCUUUGAAAUGCAUUUGCUUUUGGAAAAGAUGAAAAGUAGGUUGUAAAGCAAGCAAAGCGAUCAAUUUGACAUGCUACGCCUGGCACAUGUAGUAAUUGUGGAUUUGUUGUUUGCGUCGUGAACGCUUUCUUCCAAAUUCCUUCUUCCUCUGUCCACGAAAAGCGGAAAGAGGUUGAAAAUGAAGAGAAAAAUAUCGAUGGCCUACAAAAAAAUCUGAAGCAAAAGUAAACAUUGAUUUUUUCUCAUUAAUGAAUGGUCAGUGAAAAGUGUUUAAAGGUCAGUGAUAACCCUGUGGAUUAUUCAAGUGUGUGUUCCGAGGUAUCCAAAUUCAGUUGCAAUGAGCCCUGAUGGUUGGGCAGCUAUUUUGAUACAACAAGGAGGCACUGGAUCAGAUGCCAACCUAAUGGGGUCGUCCUGUUGCAAAGGCAGUUUAGAUCACAAGGAGGUUAAAAACAGUGAGAAUCAUGGAUUAUAAUCAAAUCACAAGGUUAAAAAUGUGCUUGAGAAAUACAGUGUAAGUAUGAUGUGGGAAUUGAUUUUCUGUGAGAAAAGUAUUUAUUGCAUGGCCAUAGUGAAAACAAAGAUGGGAACUGGUCUUAGAGGAAGUUCAGAGUUUUUGAAUAAAGAAAAAUUGUCAGGGUUUCAAGCUUUCAUCUUUAGUUUACAAUUACACUGAAGUAUUAAAAUGAUGCUGGAAACUGUUGACAUCAGACUUGAAUUUCUGCUAGACAGGAUACUGUGUUAAAUGAGUUCGCACUGUCGAAAAUUAAUAGCUGUACACAAAGGAAAAGUGCAGCUUCCUUUUAUGAAAUCAGUCAGCGCAGUUUUCAAUGAUCUGGCUGGUAGACGAUGUUGUGAGAAAUUUGAAGGCUCUUUUUGCUGCUGGAAUUUUAUUUGCAAAAGGAUGAGUCAAUUAGAUGUAAGGAAACUGUUUCACAAACAUACUAUAGCAGUUUAGCUGGGGAUUGACGAACUUUGCACAAAUUCAAAAGAAAGUUGAAGUUGAAAGUUGAACAUGAAACGUGGAAAAAAGUCCUUGUAAUCAAUGUGGUCAGUACUAUAACCCUUGAGGUAAAAUAGCACCAGGUGUGUUUUUUUAGAUGGUGAAAAAAUUGAGCUUUAAACACUGAUGAAUAAUGAUCCUUAUUGUCCUGAGGGUUAUCUGAUUGUAUGUCUCAGUGAGAGUUAGAAUGGACAAAAGCACUUUUGGUCUGUUGUAACUCAAACCUGUUGCAGGAUGCUAGUUCACUUUGUGAAAACGUCAAGAAUCAGUUGUGCAGGUAUAUUGUAAAUUGUGGCUAAAUAUUUUCUCAAUAUGUUUCAUUCAUCAAUAGGUCUUAUGGGCAGAUGGUCGCCAAAGUUGGGUGAAUAAUUGUAAUCUACCCUUCAAAAUAAAAGAUUCCUUAAAAAUUGGUGAUAGGUAUCACCAACAGCCAGUAUGUAUUGAUGAAUUUGGGCAGCAACGCACAGAACUGAAGGAGUGUUCUAUAGCAUCAAUUAGUGACUCGUGGGUUGGAGUGAAAACAUAAGACAUGAUUUGUGUUUCGUAAAUUGCUUCUGCUAUAAUAACUUGCCAGGUUUAACUGAUUUCACGCCUAUCACUAAAUUUGUAUUCAACUGUUGUGUUUGAAACAAAACAUUUCAAAGAAACAACACGUGUGCAGCAUUGAAAGUCGUAUGUAGUGUGCUGUAGGUUAAGUGGAAACCUUAGCUUUAAAAAACAGAUGUAAAGUUAUUGCCAUUUUUAUUAUUUUUUGUCUAAUGUUGGAAUUAUUAAUACUUUGUGAUAGAACUGGAUUUGCUGUAGAAAAUGAAAGAAGUGAAAAGGACAUUCUCCUACAGGUGGAACGGAGAAAGGCAAACACAAGUGCAAAAACCAUAGAACAGCAGGUACGUGAAGAAAGCACCUUGAUAGCUGAAGCUAUACAACAUUAUGAAUAGAGAGGUGUAAUUAUAACUGUAAAUCGAUAGUGGUAUAAAUAAAAUUAUUAUGCAAAGUAAUUAUUUGAAAUAGUCAAACAAACUUUAUUUGUUACAGGUAUCCUUGCCAUCGCCUGUUGUUGUUUAUAUAAAAGAAUUAUAUGGGUCAGAGAGCAAGAGCCAAGUGUGUAUGCACAUCUGCAUGAAAUGCUGUCCAAGGAUGAGAUGACUGCCAUUGGUAGACAUACAUAUAUCUUUUAUCAAAGUUUGUUUAGAUCAGCAUAGUUAACAUUAUUACAGGUGAAUGUUAUAGAAGAACUUGACUAAAAUGCUUCUUGAAUGUUAACAUUCAUUUCUGUGUCAACAGUGCUAAGAAAAUCAGUUGCUUCGGAAAAUUUAGGUUUAAAUCAUUCAGUUUGUUGGUUUGUUGUGUAUCCUUGGUUGGUUUUAAAUAAUAUUAACAUUAUCAAGUAAUUUGUUGUCGGCAAGCAUUGUUAAGAAUUUAAAAGGUUCUGGGUGUGUCAUUGUGAUUAAUCUUUCUUGUUUGUCAUUUUUUAAAACAGAUACUAUUAUAAACGAUGACGCAUGCCAUCUGAAAAGGUAUGGAAGCAAUCAAGUGAGAAGUCACUUGACUCCAACAGCUGAAAGAAUGUCUCAUACGAAAAUGGGCAUUGACAAGUGGUAUAAAGUACACUGUAAUCCAUAUGACAGUGAAGAGCUUAAGGUA
This is a messenger RNA of Porites lobata, 5129 nucleotides long. The record is from the annotation of a GenBank genome assembly. Lineage: Eukaryota; Metazoa; Cnidaria; Anthozoa; Scleractinia; Poritidae.